ACCCUCCCUGUUACCUUUCUUCCUCCCCAGCCCUAGUGAGGGCGCUCAUUACCAUCCCUGGACUGUGGCAGGAAUGAGGAACGGAAGGAAGCAGCUGACAAUUUAUUGUUCCAUCAGUAAAUACCCAGCUUCCUGUCCCAGCUUGUGGCAAAACUGCACUCAGCUCUGAACCACCAUGGCUCUGAAUGUCUGCUUCCCCAGCCUCCUGGUCUUGUUGGUUGCAGGCCUAGCCCCAGGCAUCAGGAGUUCCUUUGGAGCCCAGGACCCAGGUCCCCAGCCACUAGAGCUAAAAGAAGUCUUCAAGUUGUUCCAGAUCCAGUUUAACAGGAGUUACUCGAACCCAGCAGAAUAUGCACAUCGCCUGGACAUCUUUGUCCACAACCUGGCCAAGGCUCAGAGGCUACAAGAGGAUGACUUGGGGACAGCUGAGUUUGGGGUGACUCCAUUCAGUGACCUCACAGAAGAAGAGUUUGGCCAGCUCUAUGGGAAUUGGAGGGGAGCAAAGAAGGGCCUCAGGGUAGCCAAACAGGUAAGCUUUGAAAAGCAGUUGAUGCCCCAAAGCUGUGACUGGAGGAAGGCCCACAUCAUCACACCUGUCAAGAACCAGGGAAACUGCAAGUGCUGCUGGGCCAUAGCGGCAGCAGGCAACAUUGAAGCCCUGUGGAACAUUAAGUUCAAAAAUUCUGUGGAAGUCUCUGUGCAAGAACUGCUUGAUUGUGGCCGCUGUGGGGAUGGCUGCACUGGUGGCUACAUCUGGGAUGCAUUCAUCACUGCCCUCAACUACAGUGAGUACCUGGCCUUGAUGGACACCUGUAGGGGUGGGGGACAUCCAGGAACUGAGUCUCCUUUUUCUUCUCCAGGUGGUCUGGCCAGUGAAAGGGACUACCCAUUCCAGGGACAUGCCAACACUCACAGGUGCCGGGCACCGAACUACAGGAAGGUGGCCUGGAUCUACGAUUACAUCAUGCUGCCCCGCAAUGAACAGACCAUUGCCAAGUAUGUGGCCACACAGGGCCCCAUCACUGUGAUCAUCAACUCGAAACUGCUGCAGCAUUACAAGAAGGGUAUAAUCAAGGGCACACCCUCCACCUGUGAUCCCUGGUUUGCGGACCAUUAUGUCCUGCUGGUGGGUUUUGGCACAAGCAAAGAGGAGAAAGGCACAGAGAAAGUCUUGUCCCACUCCAACCGUCCUCCACGCCAUUCCAUCCCCUACUGGAUCCUGAAGAACUCUUGGGGGGCCAACUGGGGUGAGGAGGUGAGCAAGUUCAUUGGCAGAAGGGACAGGGCAGAACAGGUGCUUCCCCUCCUUCUGGCCCUGAUGUCCUCUAAUUUCCUAGGGCUACUUCCGGUUGCACCGAGGGAGCAACACCUGCGGUAUCACCAAGUACCCAAUCACAGCCUGUGUAGACAAUCCAGUGAAGAAGCAGGCAUUCUCCUGCCCUCCUUGAGCCUCUCCACAUGCUAGCUGCCUCUUCCUUGCCCCAUCCUAAGGGUUCUGCUUAUCCUCCCAACUUUCUCCAUCCAGUGUGAAUAAAUCAAGGUGAGGCUUCUGCUGCCUGAGUGGAGUCAAUGGGGACUUGGAGAUGGCAGGUGGGGUGAGCACAGACAACAUCUCUGACCCAUGGGGCC
Molecule: messenger RNA, 1629 nt
Organism: Octodon degus (degu)
Lineage: Eukaryota; Metazoa; Chordata; Mammalia; Rodentia; Octodontidae
Gene: Ctsw
Product: cathepsin W
Exons: 9
Coding region: 176-1465 (429 amino acids)
Cellular component (GO): lysosome
Molecular function (GO): cysteine-type endopeptidase activity
Source: RefSeq, a predicted model, not a curated record